Messenger RNA from Monopterus albus (swamp eel), 1503 nucleotides. It is a transcript of the gene stoml2, whose product is annotated as stomatin (EPB72)-like 2. NCBI's taxonomy places the organism in Eukaryota, Metazoa, Chordata, Actinopteri, Synbranchiformes, Synbranchidae. Bases 170 to 1222 code for a protein of 350 amino acids. Gene Ontology annotation, biological process: mitochondrion organization. The record is from RefSeq and is a predicted model, not a curated record. Gene Ontology annotation, cellular component: membrane; mitochondrion. The transcript has 10 exons.
GAACCAUAGUCGUUAGGUGUUUCUCGCACUGACGGAGUUUUUCAACGUUGCACUAAUGGUGUAACAUUCGUUUCCUGAUCGGAAAGCGUCACCUCACAUGAGUGUAGGUUUUGGUUAAAGGCAGGUGUAAAAAGCUGAAUCUCCUUUAUAAAAUCGUUUUAUUUAGAUAAUGUUACGAACACUGUGUCGGGCCGGCGGGAGCCUUUUGCAGCAAAGCCAGCGAACUGUGACAAGGUUGUGGGUAACACCAGCCCAGCAGCGAUGGGCGUCCCGCCUGCCCAUGAACACCAUGCUGCUGUUUGUGCCCCAACAGGAAGCCUGGGUGGUGGAGAGGAUGGGUCGCUUCCAUCGGAUCUUAGAGCCGGGUUUAAAUUUUCUGAUACCCAUACUUGACCGAAUUCGGUAUGUGCAAAGUCUCAAAGAGAUUGUGAUUGAUGUCCCAGAGCAGUCUGCAGUAUCUCUAGAUAAUGUUACGCUACAGAUGGAUGGAGUGCUUUACUUAAGGAUCCUAGACCCUUUUAAGGCAAGUUACGGCGUUGAGGAUCCAGAAUACGCUGUCACGCAGCUUGCACAGACCACCAUGCGGUCAGAACUGGGCAAGCUCACACUGGACAAAGUGUUCAGGGAAAGGGAGUCUCUUAAUGCCAACAUCGUCCAUUCCAUCAAUCAAGCUUCAGAUGAGUGGGGAAUCCGUUGCCUCCGUUAUGAAAUUAAAGACAUACAUGUUCCACCGCGUGUCAAAGAAUCCAUGCAGAUGCAGGUGGAGGCUGAGCGUAAAAAAAGAGCCACAGUGCUGGAGUCUGAGGGGACGAGGGAAGCGGCCAUUAAUGUUGCUGAAGGCUGUAAACAAGCGCAGAUCCUGGCCUCAGAGGGUGAAAAAGCAGAGAAGAUCAAUAAUGCAGCUGGUGAGGCCCAAGCAAUUUUAGCCAAAGCUGAGGCAAAAGCAAAGGCCAUUCGUCUGCUGUCAGAUGCUCUGACUGAACAGAAUGGAAAUGCAGCAGCCUCGCUAAGUGUGGCAGAGCAGUAUGUGUCUGCUUUCUCCAGCCUUGCCAAGGAGUCCAACACCAUCCUUCUGCCCUCUAAUACUGGUGACAUUAGUGGAAUGGUCACACAGGCCAUGACCAUUUACAGUACGUUGGCAAAGACAAGCCCAAAAGUUGCAGUAGAGGUGACUGAGGAGAAGAGCGACCAGGCUGUGAAUCAAUCGACGACAUCUCAAUAGCAGAGGAGUCGGAGAACGAACUGAAAGUAUUAAAGGACACAGAAUCGGAAGAAGCAGAAUGUGUUUUGUUACAGGGGCUCUGAGGCAUCACUGUGAGACUAAUGUUCACAUACCUUCUACUGAUAAAACGAGAGAAAAAACUGCAACAUUAUAAACACAUGAUGCCUUACCUAAGGAGUCCUUGGAAAACCACCUUUUUAUAAGAUUGUUUCUAAUGUUUGCUGACUUUUUGUUUAUGUUCAGUUAUUGUCAGAUUGGGAAAUAAAGUUCACCCGCCAGUG